AAAACCCUGCCCAUCGUUCCACGAGGCCCGGAAAGCGUCACGAGCUCUUCUGUUUCUCAAGGAUUGAAGUCCGGUGCCUCCUCCUUAGCGUCCAUUCCUGCUCGCAGAGUGACAUUCUUGUCGAGCGCCAUCGUUUGGUGACAGAAAUUUAGCUCGGAAUUGGGAUGUGGAAUUCUGGUCGUUUCGUGCUGCGAAGGGGAGGUGUUCAAGCAUGUGGAGCUCAGAGCAGCGGGGAGCGAUUCCGGACUACGAGGAAGAAGAGCAGCGGAUUGGCCACCCUUGCUCAUGAUGAAAUUCUGGUCCCAGAGAAGGCUUCAGAUGGCAUGCGCACUGUGAUGUUCUUCCAUGGGCUCCUUGGAUCCGGCAGGAAUUGGCGCACCUUUGCCAAGCGCCUUGCUUCCGAGGCCCAAGAGCAGAGUGGGGAUCAGUUUCCAGGUUGGCGAAUGAUGCUGGUGGAUUUACGUAAUCAUGGAAAUUCAGCUAGCCGAGGCUUUAGUCCGCCCCAUGACAUGCCCUCUGCAGCUCGAGAUGUAGUGGAACUCAUCAAGACAAGCUCGUGUGGCUGGCCCGACAUUGUGGUCUCUCAUUCCAUGGGAGGAAAGGUCGCCCUUCAGUUUGGUCAGAAUGCUGCUGCUGGCCACUACGGAGAUGUGACACCACCAAAGCAGCUGUGGAUAUUGGAUUCUGUACCCGGCAAGUUGCCUAUCCGCAACUCUGAAGGAGAAGUGGAGCUGGUACUGUCCACCAUUCUGUCUCUUCCUGAUCCUCUUCCAUCACGCAGGUGGCUGAUGAAUCAUAUGCUCGAGAAGGGAUUUUCGAAGAGUCUAUCUGACUGGCUAGGGAGUAACCUAAAGAGGACAGGGUCAGGCGAGGAGAUGACUUGGGUUUUCAACCCCAAAGAAGCUUACGAGAUGUUCAAUUCUUACAGAAAUUCGGAUUAUUGGCCAGUAUUGGAUAGUCCUCCGAAAGGUAUGGACGUGCAUAUCGUGCGGGCGAGCAGGAGUGAUCUAUGGUCCCCGGAAAGUAUAUCUAAAUUAGAAAGGCUUUCCAGUGAUACUGUUGCAGAUCAGAACAGUGGCAAAGUGCAUUAUCACGUCUUACAAAACGCUGGGCAUUGGUUGCAUGUUGAUAAUCCAGAGGGUCUAGCUGAAAUCCUCUUGCCAUCUUUUCUAAAGCUAUCUAAGUAGAUGUAUCGAUGAAAAGAAAUCUGAGAAUGCAGAGGCUAUUUCAAAGACGUCCAUUUUAAAAUAUCGAGAUCAUGUUCACAUGAACAAUCGAUGUACUGGAAAGUUUACAAAGUGUUUUUACGUAUGUGGAUACAUUUUCGUUUGCUACUGUGGGAGCACUAUCUGACUUUUACAUUUACAUACAUGAUUAAGUCCUAUGUCAAAGGC
Molecule: messenger RNA, 1394 nt
Organism: Marchantia polymorpha subsp. ruderalis
Lineage: Eukaryota; Viridiplantae; Streptophyta; Marchantiopsida; Marchantiales; Marchantiaceae
Source: the annotation of a GenBank genome assembly